AUGUUAGGUGCAUGGCAGAAACUGCGGUGGCUGUCUGAGGAAGAGUUAUCCUUAAGUUUCAUAAGGCUUUCUUAUAUGAGAGAAUGGCUCCUAAGUAUUGAAGAGGAACAAGAAGGAGAAGAAAAUGAAGGGGCCCUAGCCGUAAUACAACUGGUACUUACCAUUGGAGGAGAAGAGGAAGCUGAAUUACUAGGGAUCUCUUUGCAUGAUGUUGUUGGAUCCCUAGCACCAAAAACCAUGAGGCUAACAGGGGUUAUCAACAAAAUCGGUGUAAUUGUUUUGAUUGACACAGGAAGGACGCAUAGCUUUAUUGACCCAAAUGUAGCAAGGAAGGCCAAACUGACAGUGGAAGUGAGCCAAAUGACAGUAACGCUGGCUAAUGGAGCCAACAUCCCUUACCUUGGUUUAUGUAAGGCAAUCCCACUCCUAUUACAAUGUUUGGACACUAUACCAAACCUGAACUUGUUGGUUUUGGGAGGGGAUGUGACAUUGUUUUAG
Fraxinus pennsylvanica is the source of this 498-nucleotide messenger RNA. The record is from the annotation of a GenBank genome assembly. Lineage: Eukaryota; Viridiplantae; Streptophyta; Magnoliopsida; Lamiales; Oleaceae.